Molecule: messenger RNA, 590 nt
Organism: Pelobates fuscus (common spadefoot toad)
Lineage: Eukaryota; Metazoa; Chordata; Amphibia; Anura; Pelobatidae
Product: protachykinin-1-like
Exons: 6
Coding region: 117-464 (115 amino acids)
Biological process (GO): tachykinin receptor signaling pathway
Source: RefSeq, a predicted model, not a curated record
CUAUAAAGCAGACUGCAGAAGGAUAUCCGAAAUUCAAGCCUACGAGAGGAGAACAUUUCUGCUAACCGUAAAGGCUUCCUGUUAUCUUUGGAGAGAAAAUUCUAAAAGUCUGAGACAUGAAUCUUGCUGUGGUGUGUGUAGUGUUCUUUUUGGCUGUGACACAAACGUUGUCUGAGGAGAUGGAAUAUAAUGAAGACCGGUACUGGCCUGAAAGCAAUCUACACCAGGCAGAUCUUCAGACAGACAUAGAAGACCCAGCACUUGAAAGAUUUCUGUUGAGAAUUGCAAGAAAGGCAAGACCAGGUCAAAUCCUCGAACUAAUUGCAAAACGAAGCAAAGAAUUUAAAAGGAAUUCUCCAAAACGGCAAAACAGUAACUCCUUUGUUGGUUUGAUGGGUAAGCGAUCACUAAGUUCAGAAUCUGAAGAAAGUGCCAUGGACCUGGAUUUCAACAGAAGACGUUAACAAAUGUGUUCUAUGUAUUAUCUAUUUAUUUAACUAUGGCUUAAAGAUGUAAAAUAGACUGAUUAUGGUAAUGAAUGACUUAUUUAAUGAUAUUAGCUGCUAUAUAAAUAUAUAUUUAAAAAUAUA